UUAAAAAAAGAAAGAAAGCAGAGAGAUGCGCCAGGAGGGGCACAAACUAGCGGGUAUAGUCACGAUUAACGACGCAAAAUAGUUCGUCAUGACCUGAAUCACGCCGGAAUCUCUCUAGUGACGUGAAACGGAUUGUACUUACGCCAAAGACGCUUUUAUAUUAAUGAAUGCUGUACGUUUCCAUGUUGGAGAAGCAUGCGCAACGGAUUGCUUAAUGUGACUGCUUAGCGAUGUAUUACGCACGCUCAACUCGCAUGUGCGGCAGAGGUAUGUGACAGAGAACCAUUGGAUGCCCGUGUCUCCAUCAGUGCCAGUGUUUCUCCGUGAGGUCAGUGACAGACUCCGGCUGCUCCAAAUCAUUGCGCACACGGCGAACAAACUGCCUAUAGACUCUCUGUGUAUGCUGUCGUGUAUCUUUGAUGAACAUCUUAUUGAUAAAGGCAAUUGGAGAGGUGUGAUUGUAAAAAUAUCGUUUGCGCAGCUGGAUUUUCAGCGCAGGGUGCCGAAUUCAGCACCACGGCUGCGGACAGCUCCCGUUCCCCCGUGACGCGCGUCUGGAUGGCUGCUGCUCGCGUCGCUCUGUCGCUCCUCUGAUCCCCUCUCUUCGCGAUGGCAUCACAAGGGUUUUGGUUUGGUGCUGAAAAUGCGGGUGGAAGCCCCAGCCAAAGCCCCAACACCCCCAGAGCAUGGUGUCAGGCGGCGGCCUCGAAAUUCUCCGGAGGCAUCGGCUCUAAAUUAUGUGCUUUGUUAAAUGUCGGCGAGGCUGAAAAGGCAGCUCAAGCAGCAGUGAAAUCUGAAGAUGGGUCUACAGCCGAGAGCUGUGGGUGUAAUAAACCAUGUAACUGCCCAAAAGCCACAGCAUGUUUCUCUGAUCUCUAUUCAACAGAUCUUUUACCUGCAUUGGACGGAGACGCGAAGACUAUGAAUUUUCUGCAGGAGGUUGUGGAUAUUUUGCUGGCUUAUGUAGUGGAAUCUUUUGACAGGUCAACGAAAGUGAUUGAUUUUCACUAUCCAAAUGAAUUGCUUCAAAGGAAUAAUUGGGAGCUUUCGGACGAACCCGAGACUUUAGAUGAUAUUCUCAUCAGCUGUCGAGCUACAUUAAAAUACGCCAUUAAAACCGCGCACCCCAGGUAUUUCAAUCAGCUUUCCACUGGAUUAGACAUGGUUGGUCUGGCUGCAGACUGGCUAACAUCCACUGCCAACACCAAUAUGUUCACCUAUGAGGUGGCUCCAGUCUUCGUGCUGUUGGAAUAUGUUACGUUGAAGAAGAUGAGAGAGAUCAUUGGCUGGCAGGAUGGCCGUGGUGAUGGAAUAUUCUCUCCAGGUGGUGCUAUUUCCAACAUGUAUGCUAUGUUACUGGCUCGCUACAAGAUGUUUCCUGAGGUGAAGGAGAAAGGAAUGUCAUCUGUUCCCAGGCUGGUGGCCUUCACAUCUGAACAUAGUCAUUUCUCAAUCAAGAAAGGAGCAGCCGCUCUUGGAAUCGGUACAGAAAGUGUCAUCUGUAUUAAAGUUGAUGAGAGGGGUAAGAUGAUCCCGUCUGACCUUGAAAGGAGGAUAGUUGAAGCCAAGCAGAAGGGAGAUGUGCCGUUCUUUGUCAGCGCCACAGCCGGCACCACGGUUUAUGGUGCCUUUGAUCCUCUCAUCGCCAUAGCAGACAUCUGUAAGAAGUAUGAGAUCUGGAUGCAUGUGGAUGGAGCAUGGGGUGGAAGUUUGCUGAUGUCCCGUAAACACAGAUGGAAGCUCAAUGGAGUUGAGAGAGCUAACUCCAUGACCUGGAACCCUCAUAAAAUGAUGGCUGUGCCCUUGCAAUGCUCUGCUCUGCUGGUUCGAGAAGAGGGUCUGAUGCAGAGCUGUAACCAGAUGCAGGCCUGUUAUCUCUUCCAGCAGGACAAGCAUUAUGAUCUCUCCUAUGACACAGGUGACAAGGCCCUGCAGUGUGGACGCCAUGUGGACAUCUUUAAACUCUGGCUGAUGUGGAGAGCCAAGGGCACUAUUGGUUUUGAAGCUCAGAUUGAAAAAUGCCUGGAGCUGUCAGAAUAUCUCUACAACAAGAUUAAGGACAGAGAAGGAUAUCAGAUGAUCUUCGAUGGAAAGCCUCAGCAUACCAACGUGUGUUUCUGGUACCUUCCACCAGGCGUACGUUGCAUGGAGGAUAAAGUGGAGAAAAUGAAACGUCUGCACAAGGUGGCCCCUGUCAUCAAAGCCAGAAUGAUGGAGUACGGAACGACCAUGGUGAGCUAUCAGCCGCAAGGAGACAAGGUCAACUUCUUCCGCAUGGUCAUCUCCAACCCAGCUGCUACAUUUGCAGAUAUUGACUUCCUCAUCGAAGAGAUUGAGCGACUGGGCCAGGACCUUUAAAAACUCACGGAACCAAAACCCCUUAUUCUCAUGUCCCUGGAUGGAUCUUGAUUUGUUGUGAAUGUAACGGUACCUAUUUGAUUCCUCUCCUACAAAGUCACUCAAAGAUAGUAUGAUAAAAAAAAUGACACGUUGAAAAGAUUCGUAAUGUAGUGUUGUUGUGGGCUUCACGGUCCAAAGCCCUGUUUAAGUGUUAUGUCAGCUUUUACUGUAUAUUUUAGUGUCUUUGAAAUGACUUUGUUUAUAUGUGUUAAGUGAGUAUAUGAAGAGUAUUUGCUUCUAUUCAGUGCAGGUUGUAAAUUUCUAGUUAUUCAAAGUGCCAGAUAACAUUGAUAUAUAUGAUGAUAUUCACAUAGUAUUUAAGAGAAAAAAGAUCUUACCGUAAGCACUUUUACUUUUGAAGUCGCAGACAAUGCAUGAACUUUUUAUUGGCGUGGACAACAUUCAAAAUCAUGAAAAUAAGUUUCUAUCAAACUCAUAUUGUUUAAAACAAAUUAAACUAAUUCUUUAAAAAGAAUAGACACAAAAUUCAGAAACGAAGUACGGCCAACACUUUUAGAGAAGACUUAUUUUAUAUAAACAUGUUAAUGGCACAAAUCCAAUUUAAGAAUAUAUUUAACCCUAUGUGAAAAAAAGUCAAAUGAUCAAAUUUAGAGAAGAGAUUAAAGACCCUAUAGAAAAUUGGUAUUCUGUGGCUCUUACCCUGCAAUCACACGGUGUGUCUGAAGAGUUGUUCUCCGAUCUUGCAUGAACGCAAUUGGCUAGCGCCUUCACAGGGUUUUUGGCAUAAGGUGAUCUGAUUGGCUGACACCUGUGUUGGUAUUUGAAAAGUUGAGAAACUCUCAACGUCUGCCAAUAGCAAUGCCGGUGACGUAACGUCAACAGACGCCCUGUGUGGAUGUACCAUCAUAGCUUUGAGGACAACAACCGCAGGCCAUCAUAUUCCUAAAAGUUCAUACAAUUCGCUUGUACAUACACAAAAUGAUAAUUUAUCAAAAUGAAUGCUAUUUAUUUAUUGAUAACAUUGACUGAAGAAAAUAUGGAUAUGUUUAUGUGGAUUUGAGAGGUGUAUAGUAUUUUUAGUCUCUAGAAUAGGAACAACGGCUAUUGGCUUUUAGUCCAAGCCUUCGAAUAUGUACUUCCUGUUUCAACAGGAAAUAGGUCAACAUAUGCCAUUUUAUGGGGUCUUUAAUUGUCCAAAUGGUUUUUAUGUCCAUAUCGGUGCUUGCAGCUUGCUGAUAAUCACGUCAAAUGCCAAAAAUAAAUCAACUUUCAAACUUUGCCCUUAAAGCAACAGCAAAUGUACAAUAUAUAUAUAUAUAUACACCAAAAUUUCCUACAUAAAUAGUUGUGUUGACUAUAUUCAUUCAGCUAUUUAUCAAUUAAUUUAUUUAGCUUUGUUAUAAAGAUCAUAGAGUAUUCAGGGUAUUACCAGAGCUAAGAUCUGAAUAAAACGUCAAGUACAAAUUCAAAGAAGAAAUACACAUAUUUAUCAUAUUUAGGGUUCUGCCCUGUUGAUCGUGUGUAAAUAGACUUUUGAUGUUUUUGACCAAGUACAUAUCUAUGUGAAUACAUUUAUGUACUGUACAUAAGGCAGAGUCUAUUUGUGCGGUAAAUAAUAUUAUUUUCUCUAUUCAAAAAAACAAAUAUUUAAUCCUAAAAGCUAUAUACAUUUAGCUUGUGUGUGCGUGUGUGUCAGAUACAUGAUGUAAGUGUUGAAUAUGAUGAUUAUGUAACUGCAAUGAUACACGUAUGAUGGAUCUGGCUUUAAAUGCAUUUUAAUAUAGAAAUGAUUCUUAUUAUCACAGUUUCGGUGGUUACAAAGCCAUUUCUGAACCAACGCUGGUUGUAUUUGUGCCCAAGUGACGAACUUGACAUCCUGUGCCAGUUUGUAUUUUUGUGUGUUUGUAACUGUAUUGCCUUAGUAUUAAUUGCCAGUAUUGUCUAGUUCUCCGAAAGAGGAGUUUGUGCACUUUAGCUUCUAUGUAUGAUAAUCUGUCCAAUGGAUGUUCUUAGUGAGGUGUUUUAUGAGGCUGAGCGUUGUCCGAAUGUGUCCCAGCUUUGACAUCCGUUCAGGAUGAGAGUCGAAAUGUAAUUUCUUUGUAGACGUGCUGACGUUACGUUACUACCUGUAUACGUACAUAACGGAAAAGCAAUGCCGAUUUGGUCACUUUGAGAUUUAUUUCUGUCCCACUUCAGAAUCGGCAAGCUCCGUCACUAAUUGUUUGUAUUUUAAGCUGUUAUAUUCCUGCCAAAUGCAUUUGCAUCUACUUGGUAGUCUUGAAACGCCCAUCGUGUCGUCUUUUUCGCCGCUGCUAGCAAUUCGCUCUCUUUGCACGUGCAUGCACGCCUUGCCUCUCAAGCUUGUGAAAUACAAUCCCACAUAUAUUUAGGGUAACCUGAUGUUUGUCUAGUGGCUAUAUGGAUAGCUUAGCUUCAAAUAUAGUACUCUGUUGCUAGCUUGCUCUCUCUGUAUUAGCAUAACCCGACGUAUUUAUCCGCCAAGCAUGUUCUGUGUGGCUAGACGUUGUAUGCUUUCGCGACUCUAUCUCUCUAUCUAUCUUUCUCUCUGUCUUUCGCUUUCGUUGUUAUCCGCAGCUUUCUAAUAUUAGCGCGUGUAGAACUCUGGCAUGCCCGUGUAUACGCAUAUAUUUAAAGUCUUGACGUCUCUCUAUAGCGCUGUUUUCUCUCUGCGUUUCUCUGAACCUUUGGCCUGUAGCAGCUCUCAGACGUUUAAAGCCAGUGUGCUCCCGCUGUUUCACGACUACCGACCACAUCCAUCAGUCUGUCAUAUGAGCACUUCACGUGAUUUCAUGAACCCAACUUAACAGGGUAACAGCACGACUGUGUGGAAUUAUUUUGUUGUUUUUAUCGCCCGAUAACAAACGUGAUUCUCGGAGAAACUGACGUUCAGAUGAAAUAUUUAAACUAGUAUGUUAAAGUUAUACAUAUAUAUAUAGAGAGAGAGAGAGGCAAAUAACAGAACCUCUUUAAAAAUCAUGUUCUCUUGAAAUGUGUUUUACUUUCAUGGGAAAAUAACAAUAAAUGUUACUGCCAAUCA
Molecule: messenger RNA, 5419 nt
Organism: Triplophysa dalaica
Lineage: Eukaryota; Metazoa; Chordata; Actinopteri; Cypriniformes; Nemacheilidae
Gene: gad2
Product: glutamate decarboxylase 2
Exons: 16
Coding region: 610-2358 (582 amino acids)
Biological process (GO): GABA shunt
Cellular component (GO): cytoplasm
Molecular function (GO): glutamate decarboxylase activity; pyridoxal phosphate binding
Source: RefSeq, a predicted model, not a curated record